Wyeomyia smithii (pitcher-plant mosquito) is the source of this 1014-nucleotide messenger RNA. RefSeq lists its product as uncharacterized. Gene Ontology annotation, molecular function: nucleic acid binding; zinc ion binding. Lineage: Eukaryota; Metazoa; Arthropoda; Insecta; Diptera; Culicidae. Bases 1 to 1014 code for a protein of 337 amino acids. The record is from RefSeq and is a predicted model, not a curated record. The transcript has a single exon.
AUGAUCCGCUCUCUUGGAUUGCAAUUGCAAGCUUUCGAUUACGCAACUCAUACCGACGACGUUGGUAUCGAGUGGCGUAAAUGGUUGAAGUCGUUUGAAACGAUGGCACGAGCGAGCCGAAUCAACGACGAUGAGUGGAAAAAAGACUUACUGUUGCAUUACGCCGGCUCGACAGUUCAGCAGCUCUUCGAUACGUUGCCAGACUUGCCGGGCGAUGACAUGCGCGGCCCGUUGAUAAACGUAAACAAUUAUACACCGAACAUGACGUGCUACGAAGAGGCGGUUGGAAAGCUGAAUGCAUUUUUCCUUCCUAAGGAAAACUCGACUUACGAACGACACUUAUUACGCCAAAUAAAACAGAAGGCUGAGGAAAGUAUUGAUGCAUUCACAAUUCGAUUGCGUGUCCAAGCCGAGCGGUGUGGCUUCGGCGAUAGAGUCGAGGAAAAUGUGAAAAAUCAAAUCAUCGAAAAUUGCCAGUCGGCCGCUUUACGUAGAGAGCUACUUAAACGGGGCGAUGCUGACUUACAGGAAGUUUUGAAAAUAGCGAAAAUUUUCGAGACGGUGGCCUUUCAAGAAAAAUCUUCCAACAGAGAAGCUCUAAAACCCCAACCUAAUGAAGUGAACAAAAUUGAAGUAAAAUCAUCCUACGGUUACAAAAAGCGCUCUACGGAAACGACGCAAGUGGAAUGUCAUCGAUGUGGAUAUUUUGGACACAUGGCACGGGAUGAAAAGUGCCCGGCGAAGGGUAAAUCAUGCAAUAAGUGUAAUGGACGUGAUCACUUCGCGAGAAAGUGCCGCAAACGGAAGCAUUCGAUGCCACCCGUUGUUAAGCGUAAUGUUAUCUCGAAGGUGGCUGACAGUGUCAAUGAUGAGGCCAGGAAUCAAGGUUCCAGUACGGUUAACCAAAUUGUCAAUACUGAGACGGAAUAUGUAUUUAACGUGACGACCACCGACAACGAUGGCGAAGUGCAAUGUGAAAUAGGAGGUGUUACUGUUUCAGCGGUAAUCGACUAG